Molecule: messenger RNA, 1184 nt
Organism: Radiomyces spectabilis
Lineage: Eukaryota; Fungi; Mucoromycota; Mucoromycetes; Mucorales; Radiomycetaceae
Product: histone-fold-containing protein
Exons: 6
Coding region: 61-906 (281 amino acids)
Biological process (GO): regulation of DNA-templated transcription
Cellular component (GO): nucleus; CCAAT-binding factor complex
Molecular function (GO): protein heterodimerization activity; DNA binding; DNA-binding transcription activator activity, RNA polymerase II-specific
Source: RefSeq, a predicted model, not a curated record
CUGUAAAUUUUUUUUUUAUUGUACGCCUUCUUUUUUUUAUCGUGUCCAUUCUCGACAAACAUGGCCAAUCAAAUUCCACAUCAACAAGAAGACCAAAAGUUUAUGCAUCCGCCGCCACCCAUGCAAGGAGGCCAACCUAUCGUCCAACAACCCCAACCUCAUCAACAACAAGCAACUGCGGCCGCCGUUGCCGCGGCAGCAGCAGCAGCAGCAGCAGCAGCCGCUUCCGCUUCCGCACCUGGAGCGGCUCAUCCUGUCUUUGACCUCGGCAAAUUUUGGCAAGACCAAGUCAGACAAGCCGAAGUCUUUGAUUCCGACUUUAAAAACCAUCCUCUCCCAUUAGCCAGAAUCAAAAAGGUCAUGAAAACCGAUCAAGACGUCAAGAUGAUCAGUGCUGAAGCGCCCAUUUUAUUCGCCAAAGGAUGUGAAAUCUUUAUUACCGAGCUGACAAAGAGAGCGUGGGUUCACGCCGAAGAAAAUAAAAGACGUACACUGCAACGAUCCGAUAUCGCGACUGCCAUCUCCAAAACAGAUAUGUGCGACUUUUUAAUCGAUAUUGUCCCUCGGGAGGAAGCCAACAAGCCAAAUGCUCCAGUUUAUGAACAAAAUACAUACGCCAAUUACUAUCAGCAACACGGCAUGCCGCAAUAUCCUACACCUCAGAUGCCAGCGCAACAAAUUGAUCAAGCUUAUUAUCCGCAAUUAUCACAGUUAACACCGGAACAAGUCCAGCAGUAUCAAUUACAACUUCAGCAAUUCGCUCAACAACAUCCGUAUGCGGGUGGUCAACCAGGUGCACCCAUGGAUCAGUCACAAAAUGCGCCUCAAGCUCAUGGACCUCCUGCUCCGGGACAAAAUCAACCCAACAUGCCUCCCGUGAAUCCGGAUGCUCAACAAUCUCGUUGAUCCGUCCAUUUGCAACAAACUUCCUUUUCCAUGACCAACAAACCAUUUCGUCAAAAUUUUGUGUAGCACUUCUUUGUAUUCAAUUCCCUUUAUAUUCAAGAGAAAAAUAACAAAAAAAGGGGGUUCUCAACCUUUUUCUGAGCGCGAAUGGCCCAACAUCUUCCCAGUCUCCCCAUUCAUGGCUUUUUGACAGAGUCGCCCUUUGGUGUAACCUGUACACUGGACAUUUAGAGAUUUUUGAGUAGGAAAAAAGAAAAAAAAAACUGGCAAAUUAUUCG